GCAGCCCUCCUCCUCCCGCCGCGGGAGCCUGAGGAGCGGCGGGCAGGACUACGGUCCCCGUGGGGCGCGGCGGCGGGCGCGCCUGCGCGGCGGGGGCAGGGGGAGGAGGCGGAAGCGGCGGCGACAGCGGGCCCGCCCGGGCGCCGCCAUGCCCCGGGACAACAUGGCGUCCCUGAUCCAGCGGGUGGCGCGGCAGGCGCGCAUCACCUUCCGCAGCCCGGCGGGGCCGGCCUUCGGGGAGAACCUGCACCGGCUGCAGCAGCUGCUGGACGAGGUGCGCGCCGAGGACUUGCACUUGGCGCCGCGGGGGCCGUCGGCGGCGGCGGCGGCGGCGGGCGGGGGGUUCCCGUGGGCCGGCGCGGUGCCGCCCGUCAGCUACAUGCACAUCUGCGAGACGGAGAGCUUCAGCAUGGGCGUGUUCCUGCUGCGGAGCGGCGCCUGCAUCCCGCUGCACGACCACCCGGGCAUGAACGGCAUGCUGAAGGUGCUGUACGGCACGCUGCGCAUCGCCUGCAUGGACACGCUGCCCGCCGCCGGUGCCCCGCCGCCCGCCGCCGCCGCCGCCGCCGCCGCCGGGCCCUGCCACCGCGCCCUGUUCCGCUCCCGCCAACACUACACGCCGGCCUCCCCGCCCUGCCUGCUCUCGCCGCACACCGACAACCUCCACCAGAUCGACGCGGUGGACGGGCCCGCCGCUUUCCUCGACAUCCUGGCGCCGCCCUACGACCCUCAGCACGGCCGGGACUGCCACUACUACCGGCUGCUGGAGGGGCCGCCGGCGGGCGCCGAGCCGCCCGGGCUGCCGCGGGAGGUGUGGCUGGUGGAGACCCCGCAGGCCGCCGAUUUCUGGUGCGGGGGGGAGCCCUACCCCGGGCCCCGCGUCUGCCUCUGAGGCGGCGGCGGCCGCGCUCCGCCCUGAGGGGACCCCGCCGCCCCCCCCCCUCCCCGCUUCUCCCGGGCGCCUUCUCCCCGCAGCGCCGGGGGAAAUAAAUCGCCAGAGCGUGUUUGUUUCCUUCAGGGCGAUGUGGAGGAGCGGCGCGGCUAAACUUCUGCUCGGCUUGUGGGAAGAGCGAAGGGGGGGGGGGGGCUGUUGGGGGGAAUAAUCCCGAGUCCUGUGUAAAUAGUUAGGGCCGCGCACCAGCGAGGAGGGACCGGGCUCCGGCAGGGAGAAUAAACGCAAUAAUAUGACUUGUGGCGGGGGGCUGCGGAGGGCACCCACCCGGCAGGGGCUGCUCUGGCCGCCGCAGCCCUCCGUCUCCAGAGUGAGUCUCGGCGAGAGCUGCACCCUGCUAGCAAAAAAAAAAAAAAAAAAAAAAACCCAACAAAAAACAAACAAACAAACAAACCAAACCCAGAAGAACACCCGAGCCAGGACAUGCUCCUCCAGCGAACGCCAGCGAUCCCCAGAGCUGGAGUUAAGGGAAUUCCUGCUCCAAAGGGACGCCGUCAUGCUCAGAAUUACUUCUUAACAGUUCUUUAAAGCGUUGCGUGUAAGAUCUCGCGGUUGCAACUAAGAAUUACAGAGUACGUCUAUGCAUACUUCCUUCAGCUAGGAGAAGGAGGCUAGUCAGCUGCUAAUUAACCUCGCUGGGAACCUUUUCAUGCAGGAGUGGCGGAGGGUAGCGGAAACUGUGGGCAUCCUAAGAGAAAAGCCGACUAUCCACUGUUGUGUCGUGGAAGCUGUUCUAGAAACACGACGUAUUUGCAAACCCUAUAUAUACAGCGCCGCGUGCACCCUAGGUACAGAUAAGAUACGACCCGAUGUCUUCUCUUUAAAAUGUGGUCUGUGUUUUUAUAUGGACAAAUGAACGCUUCGGGCUUUUGGAGCCUUGCAGUUUCCUUCUUUAUACUAUUUAUAAAGACUACUUUUUCAUAAGGCUUUUAAAUAAACAUAGCGUAAAAGAAACACCGUGAAUUUCGCCUGGCUAUGAUGGAAGCAGUCUGGAGAUGCAGUUUGUCUGCGGCAGGGGAUGCGAUCUUUCUAACAAGGGAGGAACCUUUAUUUAGGUAAAAUGCUCCAUCUCUACUGCAGGGACUGGUCUCGUACCCCUUCGUCCUAACGCACACUUCGUACUACAGACCCAGGCCGGUGCAGCCUUGGCCCUCUUGGUCAGGAUGUGGGAAUUUGAGUAAGAAAACACGACUUAACUAACCUCCUGAGUGACGUACCAACCUGUUCCAGAAAUCAUUCCACAAGUGGCUUUAAGUUUUCUUUGCGUAUUUAUAAAAGCAGACUUGUUUUUCCUGUACAGUGGCUUGUAUGUACAAAUUUUUACAUGAUUCUGAUACGGCAUUGUUGCCUUUUUUUUUUUUUUUUUUUUUUUUUGGCUUGUGAAAGAAUUAAUGUAAAAUACAGUCAGCAUUAUGCAUGCACAGAUUAAUUCUUUUGCAAGGAAAAAAAAAUGGUGGAGAUUAUUUCAGGCAAUUUCCAUUUACUCUUGCAGCACUUUAAAGUGUCUGAUAUUUCUGCAGCUGGCUUACCUGUUUUUCCUGGAAUUCCCCUGCAGCUUAGCAUUAGUUAAUGUGCAACAAUUCUCUAUCGAAUGUAGUCAUUAACUAUAACAACGCAAUGCCUCCCUGUGUUACAGCCUGUCUCUGACUCUCUCCGAUGCUAAUGAAGACCAUCAUCCUUUUUUCAGAAGUCCACAGAGAAGAUAGCGUGGUACAUGCAAACAUCUGUACUGGAAAAACAAACUGUGACAGGGAGUACUUUUUUUUAUCUCGUCUGCUCUGUCCUACCCUGAGGUCUUUCAGCUUGGUUUUUGUUUUGUUUUUUUUUUUUUUUUCUCCAUGUGUAAAACCUAGUCGAAAUGUUUAAUGGGAUAGGGCUUUAAUGCAUCUUUCCGUAGAGGACAGCAUGGUCCCUUACACUGCGGAGUGCUGUUAACAACUAUAGCAAAAACUUUUUUUUUUUUCCUUUUUUUUUCUUUUAAUAAAGGUGUUAGCAUCAAAGUAUUAAAGCUGGGUAAAAUAGCAAAGAAAACCUGAGAUGCAUUAAAGAAAAGCCUCUUUGUGUAACUUCUUGCUUACUCAGUGAUUGAAACUUACUUCGUGUGUUCUGGAUAUCUGUAAGCAGAAGGUUUAAGUCUGUAAUGCCGUUCCUCCUCUCUGCAGCCUGGUUAUUGUGUUUUCACAACAGCAAAAUCACUGUUAUUGCUGAAUUAUAGAAUAAAUACAGGAUAUCUCA
This is a messenger RNA of Tyto alba (common barn owl), 3187 nucleotides long. It is a transcript of the gene ADO, whose product is annotated as 2-aminoethanethiol dioxygenase. The transcript has a single exon. The coding region runs from base 149 to 892 and encodes 247 amino acids. Lineage: Eukaryota; Metazoa; Chordata; Aves; Strigiformes; Tytonidae. Gene Ontology annotation, molecular function: oxidoreductase activity, acting on single donors with incorporation of molecular oxygen, incorporation of two atoms of oxygen. The record is from RefSeq and is a predicted model, not a curated record. Gene Ontology annotation, cellular component: mitochondrion.